UCGACGCGAACGUACACGUGCAAUCUCUGACGCACAGUGCGCGCAUCAUAUAUAUAUACAUACAUAUAUGUAUAUAGAUAUAUACAUAUAUAUUUACGUAUUGAGGGAAGUACGGUCUUCCUCGUCUCGGGCAACUUUUACUUUCAUCCCCUAAAACCCCACGGGCAAAUGAAACUUUUUUUUUUUCUCCAACAGUUUACAAGUGUCAAUUUUUAUUUGAUUUGACACUAUAAAAAAAAUAUAUCAGACAAUCUCGACAGACUUGUUUUUAAUUUUCUUAAAAAAACAAUAAUGGUUUGAGAACGUGUGUUAUAAAAUCUAGAAAAAAAUAUAUCUAUAUAUACACAUCUCUUUAAAAGUAUCGUGAAUCGAGUGAUGGGUGAUCAGAGUGUACCACAAAGAUCAAAGUGGCGCGUGGAUAAAGCGAUAAAGUGAACUUAAAGUGCAACGAAAAGCGAUAUUAAAAAGUGACAAAGUGCUUACGCGCUGGCGUCGAAGCUCUCUCGUUGUGGAAGAAUUCAAAAAAGAAGAAGAAGAAAAAGGCGUUUGGUUUAAUCUAGGCAAGGUGAAAAGAUGAGGUGUCUUCCGAUCGUUGUCUUCAUUGCUGUACUCACUAACGUGAGCACACAAGGCAAUCCACGUACAUUAUCUCCUAGGCCUUUACGAGGAGGACCACCACAAAUCGCCAGAGCUGUUCUUCAGGGUACUGCGGAGUUGCCAUGCGAUAUUCGACCGCCAAGGCAAAAUGAUUCAGCCACCCUUGUCGUUUGGUACAAAAAUGACAUCACGCCAAUUUACAGUUUUGACAUGAGAGGGAAACAUUCUGAGAAGAGUCCACAUUGGAAAGAGGAAUAUCUAAAGGAUCGUGCGUAUUUUCGAACUGCAACUGAACCAGCAUCUUUGAAUAUUAAUCAUAUUGACGACAAAGACGAGGGAGAGUACAGGUGUAGGGUGGAUUUUACGAAAAGUCCUACGAGAAAUUCCCGAAUUCAACUUGUCAUUAUUGUGCCACCACAUAAACCAAAUAUCAUUGACGAAUAUGGAAAAACUGUGCCAACAGUUGCUGGACCAUAUCAAGAAGGCGGAAAUAUGGAACUCAAAUGUCUUGUUUCCGGUGGUCGACCACCUCCCACGGUCAGAUGGUGGCGGGGUGAAGUGUUAUUGGAUUCUAAGGACAGUCCUGGCGAAUUCCCUGAUCUACGUAGAAACACACUACUCAUCCCAAAUCUCUCCAGGCAGGAUCUCCAUGCUGUGUUUACAUGUCAGGCAUCCAAUAAUAACAUCAGCCAACCAGUAUCAGCUUCCAUUGGCAUUGAGAUGCACUUACGACCACUGACCGUGACAAUUCUCAGCAGUGAACACGCACCACUCAGCGCUGACCGGAAAUACGAUAUCACAUGUAUGACUGUUGGUUCAAGACCUGCGGCAAAACUCACCUGGUUCUUGGAUGGUAAAAGUCUCGACAAUUAUACAGAAAAGAUUUCAGACGAUGGGAAUUUGACCACAUCAAUAUUGACGUUCAAACCAACUUUACUGGACCACGACAAGGUUCUCACGUGUCGUGCAACAAAUCCCAAAGUUCAUAAUGGUGCUGAGGAAGACUCUUGGAAAUUAAAUGUUUUUUUUAUUCCGAUUUUGCAUCUCGAAUUGGGAUCAAAAUUAAAUCCCGACGACAUUGAAGAAGGUGAUGAUGUCUAUUUUGAAUGCAAGGUCCACGCUAAUCCAUGGGCUUAUAAAGUCAUUUGGAAACAUAAUGGCAACGUGAUACAAAAUGAUGUGAAAAAUGGCGUCAUUGUACAACAAUAUAAUCUUGUAUUGAGACAUGUAAAUCGUUCUCAAACUGGAAACUAUUCCUGCGUUGCCAGUAAUGUCGAAGGCGAUGGUUACAGUCAAAAUAUUGAAAUAAAAAUCAUGUAUAAGCCAAUUUGCGUACAAGGACAACAGUGGGUCUACGGUGUUGCUCGUCAUGAGGACGCUAAAGUUAUUUGCAAAGUAGAAUCAUAUCCACCGCCAAAUAAUUUUCGUUGGACAUUCAAUAAUACUGAAGAAAUGGUUGAUGUACCACAAGCACGUUAUCAAAAUUCAACUCGUCAUUCACAAAGUGUUCUCACUUAUCGUCCCGUUAAUGAAAUGGAUUAUGGCACUGUUUUUUGUUGGGCAAGCAAUACAAAAGGACAACAAAAGAAUGCAUGUGUUUUUCACAUUAUUCCCGUUGGAAAGCCGGACGCCCCACAUAACUGCACUUUGACGAAUCAAACAACAGUUUCCCUCUCUGUCGAGUGUAUUGCCGGUUUUAAUGGCGGUCAAGAACAAAGCUUCGUUUUGGAGGUGUACGAUCAACAAACUGGUGCACUUCAAGCAAACGUCACAUCGAGAGAGAAUGCCACUCUCACUGUGAAAGGUUUAGAGCCGGGAAAAGUUUUGAAAAUGGUUCUAUAUGCAAUGAAUGGCAAGGGACGAAGUGAAUCCACCCUACUCGAGGGAUUUACACUUAAAGUUGCCGAGAAACAAACUGUACGCGUUUUGUUCACAGGCACACCUGUGCCCUUUGAGAUAACACCGUUACUGGGAAUACUCAUCGGGGUUGUGACCGCACUUCUGUUGGUCACUGUGACGAUAUUGGCUGCCCUCAAAGUCAGAAGCGAGAGACGAGCUCAAAGACCGGGCGACCUGCCUCUUAAAAAAGCCACAGUGCCGAGCUCUGAGGACCUCUAUGAUGCUGAUGACAGAAAUCCGGAUGUCGUACCCAUUAACAAAGAUUCGGAUUAUCAGUUAACUGGGUCUACAGCGGGAACGCCAUUAGCCACUCAAAAUACUCCAGAUGGGCUUCCAGCAACUUCACUUCCAGUCCAACAAACUAAUCAUCUGCAGAGCUUACCUGCUUAUACGCACAACGAAUACAAUAAUUACCCUACUUUACCGUUAACUGGCGAGGUGACGUACGCGGAACUUUGUCUACCAAGACCAACGACCCUAUCGACAGCGCCUGAGACAAAAUUAUCGAGUAUCAAUAGUGUUGGAGCACUCGGUAGUCUCACGGGUUAUGGAAGUGGUUUAGGUGUAAUUGUUGGUGGUAAGCCUUAUGCAAAAGAGGCGACAGUCUACGCCUGUAUAGAUCACAAUGCAAGGCCACCAAAAAUUGAUUUUCCCGUUACACCAUUGACAAGUGUCACUCCAGUAAGAUCGAAUGUCCUUCAAGAUGUUGCAAUUUCCGGUAAACAACAACAUCAUCCCCGAGAGGUUGUCACGGUUCGUACACCUUUAAUUUCAACUCAAGAAAGUUGCGUAUAGGGUCGGGAUUCCGACGCGCUCAACGUUAAUGAAUACUACGUCUGAUAGUCGCGUCGAAACGAUUACGCGUUUUAAAAAAUUAUAAACAAAAAAAAAUACAAUAGCCUAACCUCUCAAAGGCCUCGAAACUUCUUAAUAUUAUAAAUCCCGUGAAAAUUAUUAUUAAAAAAAAAAAAAAAAAACACUUUUCGAUUGUCUCGAGACACGCUGGAACGUACUCGAGUUAGCGCUGACGGAACAGCAUUUUUUUUACUAUUUAGAUAAAGUUUCAAUUAAAAAAAUUAAUUAAAAUUUAAUUAUUUGCUAUAAUGAAGGUUAUAAAAAUUGCGAAUUUAUUUUUGUAAAAUAUAAUUAUUGUUGGAAAAUUUUAUAAAAGUUAAAAAGUACUUACCGGAGGCUGGGCUCGAACGUCCGCCUUAUUCAGUGGAUGUAGUCGCUUUUACCAAUUGAGCUACCGCUGAACUUGUUUGCUAAAGCUGAAAAAAUAAAAAAACUGAUGUAAAACCAAAAAUAAAAUUUGAUUUUUUAAUUAAAAAAAUAUAAAUAAAUAUAAAUUUAACAAAUAAAGUAAAUAUUAUACUUUACACAAAUAUUUUGUUUCAAAAAAAUAUUUCAUUUUUCGACAAUUUUUAUAACUUUCAUGAAAAAUAAAAAAAAAAAACCUACCGUGAAUUAUUUACCAAAGAAUGGAGCACAAAAGUUUCCCAUUUUCUCGUAUUACUUUUACAAAAAAAAAAAAAAAAGAAAAAAUUGUUUAUUAAAAUUUAAUUACAUAAAAAGAACUUUUUAUAAAAGUUCCGUCAAAUUUUUUUUUCAAAAAAAUUUAUUUUUUCAUAAUUUCAAAGUGUUUGCACGGGAAUGAAAUUCAUUUUUAGGAUAAAUUGACGUUUGCGUGCUGAUCAAAUAAAUUUUGAUUCGUAUAACGUGUACUGGUUCGAGCUCUCCUAUAUAAUAUAUAUAUGUGUGUAUUCGAGUGGAUGGAAUCUAAAAAAUUUUUCAGUUUGAAAAAAAAGAAAAAAAAUUAAUAGCACUCGGCAAAAAGCGUAAAAUUAAAUUCCAUACAUAUUUAAAAGAAAUUAAAUUCAAAUGUUCACGAUUAUAAAAAAAA
This is a messenger RNA of Leptopilina boulardi, 4399 nucleotides long. RefSeq names its product synaptogenesis protein syg-2. The record is from RefSeq and is a predicted model, not a curated record. NCBI's taxonomy places the organism in Eukaryota, Metazoa, Arthropoda, Insecta, Hymenoptera, Figitidae. Gene Ontology annotation, molecular function: protein binding. The coding region runs from base 574 to 3291 and encodes 905 amino acids. The transcript is spliced from 16 exons.